AUGUCAGGGCAGACAAAGCUUUUGAAAGUGGUGCUCAUCGGAGAUGGUGGAGUUGGGAAAAGUUCGCUGAUGAACAGGUUCGUCAGCAACAAGUUUGAUACUCAGCCUUACCACACCAUCGGCGUGGAGUUCCUCAACAAGGAUGUGACAGUCGACGGUCAGAACUACACUUUGCAGAUAUGGGACACUGCAGGCCAGGAGAGGUUCCGGUCACUGAGGACCCCAUUCUAUCGAGGCGCUGACAUUUGUUUGCUGACUUUUGCCGUCAAUGAUAGAAAGAGUUUUGACAACCUGUCCUCCUGGAAAAAAGAGUUCCUAUAUUAUGCUGAUAUUCACGAAGGAGCUGUUUUCCCAUUUGUAAUUCUCGGAAACAAAGUUGAUAUGCCAGGCCGGGCGGUUGAAGAGGACCUGGUUCGAGCGUGGUGUGAUUGUAACGGAAAUGUACCAUAUUUUGAAACCAGUGCGAAAGAUUCCACUAAUGUAGAACUGGCAUUUGUUUCUGCCGUUUCGAGGCUGCGGGAGUUGGAAGACCAGCUUGACCACCGACCUCUCCAAGUAAAGACGGUCAAGUUAAAUCAAUCAUCAUCAUCAGAUUCAAGCUGUUGUUAA
This is a messenger RNA of Candidula unifasciata, 609 nucleotides long. The record is from the annotation of a GenBank genome assembly. NCBI's taxonomy places the organism in Eukaryota, Metazoa, Mollusca, Gastropoda, Stylommatophora, Geomitridae.